This is a messenger RNA of Colossoma macropomum (tambaqui), 3778 nucleotides long. Its product is annotated as protein yippee-like 5. Lineage: Eukaryota; Metazoa; Chordata; Actinopteri; Characiformes; Serrasalmidae. The record is from RefSeq and is a predicted model, not a curated record. The transcript has 3 exons. Bases 199 to 564 code for a protein of 121 amino acids.
UUGACAGCGCUGCUGAGAGCCAGCUGUAGCAGAAAAACAAAAACAACAGCGAGCAGUGAGGGAAUGUGGCGCUCUUAACAGGACAAAAACGGUCAGAAAACCACUCAGCACUGACCACAAAGACUACAGAUACAGACACACAACGCGUGUUAUUAGGACGAGACCGAAGGCGGGACUGUGUGGACUGCGGAGUGCGCCAUGGGCCGAAUCUUUCUGGACCACAUCGGGGGCACGCGGCUUUUCUCCUGUGCCAACUGCGACACCAUCCUGACCAACCGCUCCGAGCUGAUCUCCACUCGUUUCACUGGAGCCACAGGCAGAGCCUUCCUGUUCAACAAGGUGGUGAACCUGCAGUACAGCGAGGUGCAGGAUCGCGUGAUGUUGACGGGCAGGCACAUGGUGCGUGACGUCAGCUGUAAGAACUGCAACAGUAAGUUGGGCUGGAUCUAUGAGUUCGCCACGGAGGACAGCCAGCGCUACAAAGAGGGCCGCGUCAUCCUGGAGAGGGCGCUGGUGAGAGAGAGCGAGGGUUUUGAGGAGCACAUCCCCUCGGACGCGUCUUGAAAGCAGGCUUUCGCGCUCCUCUUGGUGAACCUUCCUCACAACCUGCUCUUUGCUAUGGUGUACCAAGGCUUUGUGGUGAUGUUUCAUAUCUACUCCAAGGUAACCUUCAGUAUAUGUGUGCUGGCAUCUUUGCCCAUUGGUACCUUUUACUCCUGCAACAUCAGAGCUAUGAGUAUGAGAUAUGCGCACACGCAUGGAACAAAUCUAGCACCCAAAAUCUGCCCUGGCUGCUGUACCAUCAAGGCUUUGUAAUAUUGUAGUGGUCCAAUGCUGUACUGCACCUGUUCCGCGGCUUCAGUGCACACGUACAGCACCUUUCAGAUCCUCAUUUUUUCAGUAGAGUUUACAUUGUUUGUUACAUCACUGGGCUGAUUGUUCUGCAGUGGGACUCAUUUAAUUGUGAUCAGGCAGCUCAUAGUUGUACUGGGAAUGUUCACGAAUGUUCUCUUGAUUGCCCCAUUGUGCCCAAAAGUGAAUGUAAUCUCAUUGGUCAAUCACAGUAAGUACUCCACACCUGCAGUAAAAUGCAAUAUCUAGGGUUGGUCACCUGGACAGGGAUUAAGCCUAGUCCUGUACUGUUUUUUUCUUUAAAUGGAGAACCUCCAUUCAGAAUGCUGUGAAUAUUGGCUUAAUCCCUGCCCAGGUAACCAACACUAGAAUCAUAAAGGAGGGGUGAUUUAGCCUUCAGACUCUGUGCUGUGUCCCAGCUGUACACUAAACACUAAUUCUAUUUUCACUGUAUAUAAGGUGUAGGAUAGGGAUGCCCCAGUUGUGAAUUUUAAUGCCAGACUCUCUCUACAACCAAAACUGGCCCGAACUCACACUGUUUGAGCUAAGUGAACACACAUUAGUGCAUUUCCGGCAUGUUCUUUCAGCCAAAGUACCAGUAUAGGUAACAGUAUUUGCUCUGUAAAUGGCAGAAUCAGCAUUACAAAUCUGUAAAUGAUAAAUUAGUUGCCUGUUUAAGUAACAUGAAUCAAAUAAUGCGCUAUGUCAAAAGGACAUUUAGCACAUAAGUCAUGUAUAAUUAUGCUACAGCAGAUUUGACACAAGAGUAGCCGUAGCAUUCAUAUACAGGGCGAGAGCUCUUACCUGCUUUAUUCAUGUCAUACAAUUGCAAAAAUUAAAAAAAAAUAAAUAAAUUAGCUCAUAGAAACGGUACAAAGUUAUUUGGAAUAAAAUCUGAUUACAUUAAUGUUACAGUUAAGUCAAUAUUUCAGCCAUGUGAGGAUUUGUUACUACAGCAGUGAUGUAUUGUAGGUGGCAGCUAUUGUUCCACAAUUCAGGGUGAAGCAGAAACAUGCAAGGUUAGCAAAUAAGGCAAAAUCUCUUACAAUUAACAAUUUACAGUAAAUGUUACACACUGUAAAAAAUGCUAUAUCAUCUUAAGCCUUAUCAAUAGCUCUUAUUACUUCUCAUUUUGAGAUUGAUGUAAGAAUAUUAUAGGCUUAUUUCACUUAUUUCUGGAUGUAUUUUUACUCGGUUUAAGUCAUUUUAUAUAGAGAAAUUGUGUUCAAUCGUCAGAUGAUCCAAGCAUUACUUCUUGAAACAAGCAAAUUAUUUGCCAGUAGAAUAAUUUCUGUAGAUCAAAUGACAAAGUGAAAAAAUGUCUAAAAGUAAGUUAAAUAAUCUUAGAAAUUUCUUACAACAGUCCAAAAAUGAGAAGUGUUAGACAUCCUGAUGAGAUUUAAGAUGUUUUCUCUUGCCCAGGUAUCAUUUUAUGUGAUGUAUAUCUUACAGUAGUAGUGUUUAGUAUGUAGUUGGGACAUUUCAAAUACAGUGGCUGACUCAGUAUUCAACUCCGCUGUAUUCCAUUCUAUUCUAAUCACCACAUUUUAACUGAAGCCCAGAUAAGAGUCCGCUCUUAUUGCGCUGAUCGCAGCUACUAUGUGCAAAACAGGAUCAGCUCUUGAGGUCUAAGAGGCUUUAAGAUUUUAUGAUUUAGACACCUCUGUGCCCAGGCUGGAUCAAAUUUCAGUUGUGCUUAAGAAUGUUUUCGUGGUUCAGCAUCUGUGUUCAGUGUUUUCACCCAAAUCUCUAUCUGCAUUGUACUGUAUUCGUAUUGUACAGUCAACUACAGUCAUAAGAACAGCUUUGGUAAGACCUUAUUGGAGCAAAAUGGUUGUGGUUUUACAUUAUAUAGUCAGUUAACUUUACAUUUUUCUUUAUGGAAUUCAGCAACUGCCCAUUUACCUCUACUCUAAAUCUCUAGUCAGUUGGUAGGGCUGUACGAUAUGAACAGAAAAUGCUGUUGGAUGUCACAAUGAGGAUAUCAGAACGAUAAAUUAUUAUUAAAACUGUGCCUCUGACUGGAUACGAUGCAAGUACAGACUUAUUUUGGAUGUGUAAACAGAGAUCUAACCAUCUUCUCCUUUAAACAAGUAGCAAAAUGCAAAAUUACAAAAGCGUCAUUUACAACUGUGCAUAAUAAAAAGAAGGAAUUAAUUUUUUUUUUUUUAUUUAUUUGCCUUUAGUUAUUAAAGAUGUUUGUUGUGACAGUAACCAUCACUGCCUCGCACUCUUAAAACAAUACUGGGUGUGAGAACAAUCCUAAUGUUUCACAUGUUUUUACAGGCUUAUAGUUGAGGAUGGAGUAGUUUCAGUGCUGUGCACAGGGAAGCACUUAGGCUUCUAACAGUUCGUAAUGACGUCUCUCUGGUGCUGCGUGUAUGAGGUAAAUCGAUCUGCUCUGUCAUCUCAGCUCUUAAUGAUGUGUUUAUCACGGAAACCCACAUCACAAUAACAAUAAAAAUAUGAUCGUUCAGCCCUUUCAGUUGGCUUUCUGUUCCUUAUAAGCACGAGGAGGUGCAUCUGUGGUAACAGUACAAAUGCAGCAGGUAGAGAUUGGCUUGAAAACGCUGGCGUAUUCCUUUAAGUGAAUUGCUUUGAAGAUCACAGUCCACCCUUAGUCCUUACGUCUGCAUUGUCGAGCAUUACGUCGUUAUAUAAUUCUUUUUAUUAUGGUUGUUAUAAACAUUACUGAUAGACCAAUAUAUCAUCUUAGUUUCAUAAGGCAUGGUCAUUAUGAUUUGGUCAAAGUGCUCAUUAGUAUGGUUAUUGGGUUUAAUGAUGUUGUUAGAAUUAUUUAUGCUCAUUUGUUGCAUAUAAUGGAAAAUUUCCAUCUGAAAGACAAUUGUGUGUUUUCUCCUUUAGCUUUGUUCCUUGAUGUUUUGUGGUUCAUUUCAAAUAAACGAUGAUGUCUUUCAAAAUCACA